AACGUCAAUACACACUGCUCGCUACUACAACAAGGGGUCUGUUGAUUUCCAACUGUAUACAACAGCAAACCGUACUGUGGUGCUGAAUUGUCGGAUAGCGUGUAAAAUUCACUUGUAAUUGCGAAAGAAAUAUGGGGAAUCAUUCUAGCCGGAAAAACAAUGGACUCAAAUAUCACGGGAAAAAAGCAUUGGACAACACUGAUGAUUUGAACGAGCCUCCAAUGGACUCUUACGACAAACUUGUGGCGUGGUUGGUAGAAAUGGCAGAGAAUGACAACUCUGGAAUCGACAAGGCAUCCUUUGUCAACCAAAUACAGAACGUUUGUACGAAGCGAAAAAGAAAGCUUCGAAACCAAGCCUCCUGGCAGACUUCAUGCGACUCAUACACUAGCACGGAAACUCCGGCCGUUAGUAAAUCGUCUCGUUCAUGUGAAGACAUUAUAGAUCCCAAUUCGAGGCUGCGUGUGCCUGUGUCGAGCAGACAGACGACAUUUAGUGAGGACGAGGAAGACAAUGAAUUAAGAAAACUAUCAAGUGAAAGUUUAUAUAACGAUGCAGACAGAGAACAUGAUUUUGACAUUGUAGAUCCAAAGGAAAUUUUACUUAAGAAACGGAAGAAUUUUCUAACUUCCGGCAGAGCUGCACAUGUGUUAAGUUCAAGUGUUGGUAACCUGUUAGAUAGUCAUGGUGUGCUUGUUAAUGAUAUUAGAAGAAAAAGUUCCAGUAUGGUGAUCAUGCAGGCAAGGGGACAGCACUCUGUAGAUAUUUUGGAUCGACCAGAGUUACCACAGGUUACCGUGCAAAGUAGCAGCGAGGAGAAAAUACUGGACGACGAGUUGUUGGAUGGCAAUAUUGCAGAUAUUAUGUUUGCUGUGGAAGCACUCUGGCCUAAAAAGUGAUAAAUUCAACAACCACCAAAGGUUGACAGUUUUCUAAACCAUCUCCCAAUGGUUUUAAAUUUGUGGAAGACCUUCCUUUCAAUGAACGACCAAAGUUUAUCUUGCCAAGUCAGACAUUGGAUGAACGUUGUAGUGUAUUCAAAUGACCUCCACUUGGUUAUUUUCCAUUAUACGCACUGGUUGUAUUUUUGGAACUGAUGCACGUGCCUACAAUGAACACAAGCAAGGUGACAUCAUUAUAUGGCGUCACACUAUGAAUACGGUUUUGUUCUCUCCGCCAUAACUGCCUUUGUUUGCUAGCACAUGCCAUACCGUUCUUUGAUACGAUGGCGCUUGAACGUAAAGCAAGGAGAUGACAUCGUUCUAAUGAUUAUUGACAGUGAAUAGGAACCGUUUGUUGUAAUGUGGGCAGAUAAUUUGAUGAAGUCAUAUUCUUUUUUGUGAAACUACGAUCUUCUGUUGGAAUGAUAUUUAAAAAUCUUUUGAUAUAUUUGGUAUACCAGAUUAUUCUAUGCCACGUACUUUCUAUGAAAUCCUUAAAAUGAAUAUCUAAAACCAACUAGUUUGAGAAUUUGAAAUCUCUUGAUUCUGUCAUAUUUGCUAUCAGUGGAUAAUGUGUAUGAUGUCAUACUUUAUUUAAAAUCAAUGAUAUAUGUAUUUCGUAACAUUCCAAUUGUUCACAAAAACUUUCCUGACAGUUUUGUCGUUUUGCUCUGACAUCAAUUUGUCACAAUUGACCACUCUGUAUAAAGCCCAUUUUUGUAUCAUGAAUCGUUUUACCUCAUUAACUUCAUGUUCGAACAGUGGCAAUAAUUCAACUAUUAUAUAUAUAUAUUUGCAUUUUCUUUUUUGUCUGUGGAGACAGCCAUAUGUCCAUUUUGUUAUAUAGCUGCUUACACUGGCGAGCAAUAGAUAUAUCAUGGUAAUACUUUACCUGGAAAUCUUGUUAUCAUAUUAAUUUGUAAAGGUUUUGAAAGUAUUGCAGAAAACAUGCAAUUGUCAAAUCAAUGAUGCUGACUUUCAAAAUAUGAAAACGAGUAGUACUUCAAAUAAUAAUCAGUAUCUACAAAUAUGACGCAUUUCAAUUUUAAUCAAGUAAUGGAGCCGUAAUUGUUGUAACUUUGAUUGUAUAUUCAUGUAAAUUCAUAUCUAAAUGUGUUGACAGGUUGAAUGGUGGGAGCAAGGGAUUUAUGUCCACCGUUGUAUAUAUGUAUAUUUAUAUUUGUACCCAAAUUACAGCAGUGUAUUAUGAACAUCUGGCUUUAAUGAUUAACAUCUGUCUUUCAUGAUACAUAUUUUGUUUAUUUAUCUGUUUAUUCAUAUUUGUUCUUUAUUUCUUUUUGAUGUAUGGUAAUGUAAUAAAGCAUAUUUCUUUUUAUACAACCUCGGGGAUCAUAAAAUUUUUUUUUCUAAUAUAUUUAGAAAUGUAAUAAUAUCUCAUCUUAAGUUAUUUGGAUUUGAAUGGAAAAAAAUCUUUUAUAAAACAAAUCUGUGUUUAAUUAAGACGUGGAUGAAUCGGUAUAAACAUGUAAUAUGCUCGCUAUUAAAUUUGUCACAGAUAAUCUCAAAGCGACGGAAUAUUCAAUACAGUUUUGAGAAUAAAAUUUGUUCUUUGCUGUUUAAAAAGAUGAUCCCUGUUUCGGCUGAUUUGUUUGGUUAAUUUGUUUGUUUAUUGUUCUCAAUUGACCGCCGUGUAUACUUGGUACCUUUGUUGUGCAGAUAUGGCUGCUGUGUGAUAUCGAAAUGUAUCUUAUCAACUAUGUAACUAUGUGUUUGGAGUCGAUGUGUUUCCGUACAUGUGCGACAUCGAAAAGCAAUCUUGAUUGCUAUUUUUAAAAACACAAUAAAAUAUAUAUACAGA
Molecule: messenger RNA, 2760 nt
Organism: Ylistrum balloti
Lineage: Eukaryota; Metazoa; Mollusca; Bivalvia; Pectinida; Pectinidae
Exons: 2
Coding region: 132-899 (255 amino acids)
Source: RefSeq, a predicted model, not a curated record